This is a messenger RNA of Phragmites australis (common reed), 1969 nucleotides long. RefSeq names its product myb-related protein 308-like. The coding region runs from base 1 to 1143 and encodes 380 amino acids. The record is from RefSeq and is a predicted model, not a curated record. The transcript has 3 exons. Lineage: Eukaryota; Viridiplantae; Streptophyta; Magnoliopsida; Poales; Poaceae.
AUGGCUCGGCGCGAUCCGGGUCAAUGGGGGCUCUCUCCAUCCUCCACCUUCCUCUCCUCUCCCUCCUCGUAUAAAACCAACCACCUCCUCCCUCCCCUCCCUCCUUGUUCACAAGAAGCUCGCACAAGAACACAAACACCACGCCCCUCCCUCCCUCCCCCUCCGAUCAGACUCUCUACUCCACAACAGCAGCAGCAAAUCUGUGUCUUCGUAUCUAGGCAUCGAGGCACAUACACGCACUCGUGCGCAUCGGUCCGUGCAUCUACCGGCGGCGGCAUGGGGAGGUCCCCGUGCUGCGAGCAGGCUCACACCAACAAGGGCGCCUGGACCAAGGAGGAGGACCAGCGGCUCGUCGCCUACAUCAAGGCCCACGGCGAGGGCUGCUGGAGAUCACUCCCCAAAGCCGCCGGUAACGAUCACUUCGCAGGGUUGCUGCGGUGCGGGAAGAGCUGCCGGCUGCGGUGGAUCAACUACCUGAGGCCGGACCUGAAGCGCGGCAACUUCACCGAGGAGGAGGACGAGCUCAUCAUCAAGUUCCACGAGCUGCUCGGCAACAAGUGGUCGCUGAUCGCCGGGAGGCUGCCGGGCAGGACGGACAACGAGAUCAAGAACUACUGGAACACUCACAUCAAGCGGAAGCUCCUCGCCCGCGGCAUCGACCCGCAGACCCAUCGGCCACUCAAUGCCGCCACCGCUCCGGCACCGCCGCUGCUGCAGCAGAAGCAGUACCAGCUGCAGGCGAAAAAACUGCAGUUGGCCGCUGCUCCAGGCCAUCACCAGCAGCAAGACCACUUUGCCGGAGUUCUCUCCAGCUCGCCGGAGGCGUGCAGCCACAGCAGCGACGACGAGCCCCGGUCCGCCACGCCGCCACCCCCGCCCCCGCCGCGGCGGCACCUCGAUAUCGACCUCAACCUGUCCAUCAGCCUAGCGCCCUACCAGCCGCCGGAGGAGUCCAGCAAGCCACUGAAACAAGAAGCGGCGGCGACAACGGCAGGCAACAAUGCGACGGUGUGCUUGUGCUUGAACAGCCUCGGGUACCGGCCGGGCGUCGAGUGCGCCUGCGGUGGCGCCGCCGCUUCCUCCAGGCAGGAGCAGUGGGCUCGCAAUCUUUUACAAGCAGCACCCUGCUACAGAGGCCAAUAGUGUAAGAGUGACAUAACUAAGGAGAUCAGGGAGGGGCAUACAUAGUUAACUAAAAGCCACACAUGCUUAGCUCUUUGUAACAUGGUUUAUGAGAAAAUCUGCUCUUCUUUCGUCGUUUGCAUGCAGCCUCGGACAAAGUCAUCAUGCAUCCUCAUCAAAUCAUCUUGGUCACAGACAUAUAGAUAUAGUACUCCUAGUUCAUGACUUGUGCUAUCUACCUACUUCUUGUUUCUUGUCCUUCAACACCAGACGUGUAGCUUCCCUUCUUUUCAUGAGCAGUAACCAUAGGUGUCGUUCAUGAUGUUCAACUAGAUGCUAAGUCUACAAAUGCCAUUUAGGAGACCUUACAAAAUGCAUCACUCGUGGCUUUCCAAAAUGCUUCCCCUCUCACCUUGCCUUUGCAACUUGAUUUAGUUGGAUUUAUGUAUGGAUGUUCUUGACUAGCUGGCUAAAGAUUGAGAGAUAGGGAGAUGAUGAGGAGGAAGAAGAAGAUUAGCCUCCUUCAUGACUUGGCUGCGUCCGUGAUGACAGGUCAGUGAUUGAUUGUGUUGGUGGUUAUGGGGAGUUAGGUUCUUGAAUGUUUGCAAGCACAUGACCACUUUGUUUUUAGAAUUCAAAAAGGUUUGUCUUGUAGAGCGAGGGAAGGGAAGAGAGGGAGUUGGAAGCAUGUGAGAUGCCUCCCUUUGGUUGGUUUGGUAGGUUGGUAGAAGGGAUGGAAGAGGUGUCAACGGAGGGGAUUAAAGAGCCACGCAGGAGGGGCAUAGAUUGGAGAGCUUUUGGUUUCUUAAUGACCCAAUGGCCAGAGAAUGGCGUGUGUAAUGUCCGG